CCGUCGCAACUGAUGAGUAAACACCCAAAGUGGUACUAAAGGUCAUCAACAUGCAUACCUUCAAGCAGCAAGGAAGGCCGAGUGGCUUUCAAAAUUGUAUUCCAUGGCCACGAUGAGGAUAGCUUCGGGACAGCAGCCUCAUUCAAUUAAUUCCCGUGCCAAUGACUGGUGGGAUCAUCGCGGGUUUCGGCGAUCAGCAAGCAAUAAGUCAACAACUUCGGUUUAGUAUCGUCAGCAAAUGUGCAAUGCACGAUGAGCAGCGUGGCCUCGAAUGCGAUGGAAAGGUAGGUAUUGCCUCAGCCGAGCUGGAGACCCAGAGGGAAAUCAGGUAUAAAUUCGUGCUACCUACUCUCUCUUCCAUCUCUCCAACGGGCAUUCGACAGUACUCAUUCGACCUCUUCAACUGAUUUACUCAAUACCUCUCAUCAAAGCCUUCUGCAAUGACUGGCGAACUUGUCCUCCUAACAGGUGGUACUGGCCACUUGGGCUACCGCACUCUUGUCGAAGCUCUUUCGAAAGGAUACAGGGUCCGCGCUGCUGUCCGAUCUGAAGCGAAGGCUGCCGGGAUCAAGUCAGCAAAGUCUACUCAGCCAUAUCUGAACCAAUUGACCUUCGUUACUGUGCCGAAUAUUGAGACGGAUGGUGCCUUUGACGACGCCGUCAAAGACGUGGAUUACAUCGUCCACUUGGCUUCACCAUUGGCAAAUCCUACUGAUGACGAUGAGAAGAAUAUAAUUCAACCCGCCAUUCGAGGAACCCUGAGUAUCCUCUAUUCUGCCCUCAAGCAUCCUUCCGUCAAGAAAGUCGUCAUUACCUCGUCCGUGGCAGCAGUUCUUCCGGUCGAGCCAAAGCCCUUCGAUGCUGACAGUGUCCAGCCGGAUCCACAGGGCCCGUACCCCGAUACAUUCACUGCCUACUCGGCAAGCAAGAAGUUCGCACUCAACCGAACACGAGACUUCAUUGCUAAGGAGAAGCCUCAGUUUUCCAUCAUCAAUGUAAUGCCGACUUUUGUCGUUGGGAAGAAUGAGCUGUCGACCACACCAGAAGCCGUCAAUGACGGUUCAAACAGGCUCGCUCUGGUCCCCAUCUUGGGGGUCAACAAUCCUGACUCGGUGCCAUCCUUUGUUUGCCAUGUGGAUGAUGUGGCUUUUGUCCAUGUCGCUGCCCUAGACCCAAAGGUCAAAGGAAAUCAUAAUUUCGGGGUCAAUUACCUCAGCGAGAAGCCGUAUCAGUGGAAUGAUGGGAUCGAUAUCGUCAAGAAACACUUUCCGAAAGAGGUUGAACAAGGCAUCUUCCCUCUUGGCGGAUCCCAAACAUCCCUCAUUGUGCCUUUUGACGCAAGCAAGACCGAGGAGGUGUUGGGGUUCAAGUUCAAGAAUUAUGAGCAACAAAUUGUCUCUCUGGCAGGUCAUUACGCAGCAGUAGCUGCGAAGGCAUAAGUCCAAGGUGGCUGUUGUGCACUUAUGGGCGAUGGGACCAUAGGACCAAAGUAAGAAUUUAAAUCAAACAUACCCAAUUUCAUCCAUGUAGGGCACUAAGCACUAAUGGACACCUGAUUGAAGGGUGAUCGACAAGGCUGAGAACUCGCGUGGUCUCUUGUAUAAGGUCGGCGGAUGUUUAUCCCGAAGAGAUCUUGAUUUUAUUCCCGGGGGUAACAACACAGAACUCACCAUAGCACGCAAUAUAUGGCCUGUGUCAGUCUAGCCAACUUGUCUGUAUA
Messenger RNA from Exophiala viscosa, 1720 nucleotides. RefSeq names its product cinnamyl-alcohol dehydrogenase. The transcript has a single exon. The record is from RefSeq and is a predicted model, not a curated record. Lineage: Eukaryota; Fungi; Ascomycota; Eurotiomycetes; Chaetothyriales; Herpotrichiellaceae. Bases 441 to 1439 code for a protein of 332 amino acids. Gene Ontology annotation, molecular function: oxidoreductase activity, acting on the CH-OH group of donors, NAD or NADP as acceptor.